ACUGACUGCAGGCAUUAUUUUUGUUCUGGACCUUGAAGUUCAAUCCUUACCCCUCGUCCUGACUACCUCUUUCUUUGCUGGCUUCAUCAUUGCUGUAUUUUUCUGCAAUUCAUCCCCUUGAGAGCUAUUCCAGUCGCUGCUGAUCAUUUGGGGCCUGACACUGUCCUGUUGUAUUUACAUUCAGAAACGUGCAGUAAAAACAAAAUCAGAAGACACUCAUGAUGUCUUUACCUUUCUACCAAAGACACCAUGAGCACUAUGACCGUGCGUACCGCCAUAAAGCGCUGCAGUCGACUGUAAGCCAGUACCAAAAGGAAACAAAGAGCAAAUCUGCUGUCUAUGCUCAAGGAUCUACAGCUUAUGCCAGGGGCUCAGCAGCCUAUCGCCAUGCAUCUGCAGCAGACUUCAGCCUUGACUCUUCAGCAACAUAUAGUCAUGGCUCUUCAGCCUAUGACCUUGAGUCGGCAGCCUACAGCUACGGAUCUACAGCUUAUGAUCACUCUGCCGCACAAAGUAAAAGAUCAGCUGCCUACAGUCUUGACUCUGAGUCCCUCAGCAAGAGCUCAGCUGCCUACAGCCGUGGAUCCGAAUCCAUCAACAAGCUGGCUGCAGCCUACAGGCUGGGAUCUGAGGCCUACAGUCUCGGACUGAAAGAUUCCAAUUUAAUGAUUGAAGAUCAGUCCUAUAAGAUGAGUCCCAAAGCGAAGAGAGCAAAACAGAAUUUGGUAUCUGAGGACAAAGAGAAUGAAGCCGUAGACUACUCAGUGCCCAUAUUCACAGGACGAGAAGUGAGUAUCAGCGGGAUCACAGACACAGAAGAAGAAAGAAUUAAAGAAAGUGCUGCGUAUGUUGCCAAGAGGAACCUUUUUGCCACAGGGGAAGGAGUCAGUGUCAGCAAAGUGGCCAAGUCAACUUCUGAAGAGGAACACCAUGAAAAAAAAUCACGGAAAGUAGCAAUCCGGGAGUCUGCUGAGCGCGUGGCCCUGAAGAAAACGCUAGAAGAGACUCAGGCAUUCCACAAAAAGUUGAAUCAAGAUAAACUUCUACAUGCUCCUGAGUUUGUUAUUGAGCCUCGUUCUCACACUAUCUGGGAAAAGCAGAAUGUCAAAUUUCAUUGUUCCGUGGCUGGCUGGCCAGCACCCCGUGUUACAUGGUACAAAAACAACGUGCCCAUCAAUGUACAGACUCACCCUGGCAAGUAUAUAAUUGAAAGUCGAUAUGGGCUGCACUCACUGGAGAUUACCACAUGUGAUUUUGAUGACACUGCUCAGUAUCGGGCCUCUGCUAUGAAUGUUAAAGGAGAAAUUUCAGCUUAUGCAUCCCUCGUGGUAAAGAGGUACAAAGGAGAAAUUGAUGCAAGUCUUUUGUAUGCUGGAACUUCUUCCAUGCCUAUGGGCUUUGGCGUUACACCUCAUGGCUAUGCUUCCAGGUUUGAAAUCAGCUUUAGUGACAAGUUUGAUGUUGCCUUUGGGAGAGAAGGAGAGACAAUGAGUCUGGGUUGCACAGUUGUCAUCAGUCCUGAUAUCAAGCGCUUCAAACCAGACAUUGAAUGGUACAGAAAUGGUGUUCUUAUUACACCGUCCAAAUGGGUCCAGAUGCACUGGAGCGGAGAGCGAGCUUCAUUAACACUGACUCAUGCAAACAAGGAAGAUGAAGGUCUUUACACUCUGCGAGUGGUGAUGGGAGAGUACUAUGAAGAGUACAGUAAUUAUGUCUUUGUUCGAGAUGCCGAUGCUGAAAUCCCCGGCGCCCCUGGUGCACCACUGGAUGUGCAGUGCUUAGAUGCCAACAAAGAUUAUGUCAUUGUCUCCUGGAAGCAGCCCGCUGUCGACGGAGGAAACCCCAUCCUCGGAUAUUUCAUUGACAGGUGUGAGGUUGGCACCACACACUGGACCCAGUGCAAUGAGACCCCCGUGAAGUUUGCUCGUUUUCCUGUCACUGGUCUGAUUGAAGGCCGUUCCUACAUUUUCCGAGUCCGAGCUGUGAACAAAGCUGGCAUCAGCCUACCAUCCCGGGUUUCGGAGCCUGUGGCUGCUCUGGAUCCUGCUGACAGAGCCAGGCUUAGAAGUCACCCUUCUGCUCCCUGGACUGGACAGAUUAUUGUCACUGAGGAAGAACCUGCAGAGGGUGUUGUUCCUGGUCCACCUACAGACCUCCAAGUUAUUGAAGCCACCAAGAACUACGUUGUGCUUAGCUGGAAACCUCCUGGACAGAGGGGCCAUGAGGGUAUCAUGUAUUUUGUGGAAAAGUGUGUUGCUGGCACAGAGGACUGGCAAAGGGUGAACACUGAGAUCCCUGUGAAGUCUCCUCGCUUUGCAGUUUUUGAUUUGGCUGAAGGCAAAUCCUACUGCUUCCGAGUUCGCUGUUGCAAUUCAGCUGGAAUUGGUGAGCCUUCAGAAGCAACUGAAGCCACUGUGGUAGACGACAAACUUGAUAUUCCCAAAGCUCCUGGCCGUAUUAUGCCAAGUAGGAAUACAGACACCUCAGUUGUUGUCACUUGGACAGAGCCCCCAGAUGCCAAGGAGCUGGUUGGGUACUACAUUGAGUCAAGUGUAGUCGGAUCUGGUCAUUGGGAACCAUGCAACAACAAUCCUGUGAAAGGCACUAGAUUCAUUUGCCAUGGGCUCAUCAACGGUGAGAAGUACAUUUUCAGAGUCAGAGCUGUUAAUGCAGCAGGACUCAGUGAAUUUUCACAGGAUUCGGAGCCUAUAGAAGUGCAAGCAGCCAUUGCUGCUCCAUCUCCACCUUAUGACAUCACGGUGCUUGAGAGUGUUCGUGACUCGAUGGUAUUAGGAUGGAAACAACCCAAAGCCACUGGUGGAACUGAAAUUACUGGCUACUACGUGAACUAUCGUGAAGUGGUUAAUGGAGUUCCUGGGAACUGGAUGGAGGCCAACAUCAAGGCCAUCAGUGAGAGGGCAUACAGGAUUGAAAACCUGAAGGAAAACAUGGUGUACCAGUUCCAGGUGGCUGCUGCUAAUCUGGCUGGGGUUGGGACACCCUCCCUACCCAGCCAACCCUUCAAAUGUGAAGAAUGGACCAUUGCUGUUCCUGGGCCACCCCAUGAUGUCACAUGCAUAGAAGUUAGGAAGGACUCUUUGGUUUUACUGUGGAAGGAACCAGUUUAUACUGGUCGUAGUCCCAUAGCUGGUUAUUAUGUUGAUAUGAAGGAAACUGAAGCAAAGGAGGAAUGCUGGAGAAGUGUCAAUGAGAAGCCACUUCAAAAGAAAUACUUGAAGAUAGGUGGCCUAAAUGAAGGUGUGAGCUAUGUGUUUCGUGUGCGGGCAACAAACCAGGCUGGUGUUGGGAAACCAUCAAAUGUCACAGAUCCUGUCAGAGCUGAAACACGACCAGGAACCAAGGAAGUGGUGGUUGAUGUAGACGACAAUGGAGUAAUUUCCUUGAACUUUGAAUGUGAUCAGAUGUCUCCAAACUCUAAGUUUGUUUGGUCCAAGAAUUAUGAACCAAUUGAGGAUGACUCUCGUCUGAACAUCGAUACCAAAGGCGGAAAGUCAAAAGCAAUCUUUAAGGAUCUUGGAGAAGAUGAUUUGGGAAUUUACUCUUGUGUUGUUACAGACACUGAUGGAGUUUCAUCAAGCCACACAAUUGAUGAGGAAGAAAUGAAACGCCUACUUGCUCUGAGCCACGAACGCAAAUUCCCAACUGUUCCACUUGCCUCUGAAUUGGCAGUAGAAAUUUUGGAAAAAGGUGAAGUGAGAUUCUGGUUGCAAGCUGAAAAACUGUCUGGCAAUGCAAAGGCCAACUUUGUAUUUAAUGAUAAAGAGAUUUUCAAUGGAGAGAAAUAUAAAAUGAAGGUGGACCGUAACACUGGCCUUAUUGAAAUGAUUAUGGAUAAGCUCGAGGACAAGGAUGAAGGCACUUACACUUUCCAGCUGCAGGAUGGAAAAGCAACCAAUCAAUCCAGCCUUGUCCUCAUUGGUGAUGUAUUCAAGAAGCUGCAGGAUGAAGCAGAAUUCCAGAGAAAAGAGUGGCACAGGAAACAAGGUCCUCAUUUUGUGGAUCAGCUAGGAUGGGAAGUUACUGAUGAAUGUAAUGUGAUGUUGAAAUGCAAGGUGGCUAAUAUUAAGAAGGAAACACACAUUGUAUGGUACAAAGACGACAGAGAGAUAAUGGUAGAUGAAGAACAUGAUUUUAAAGAUGGCGUGUGUACUCUGCUGAUAUCAGACUUUUCUAAGAAAGAUGCUGGCACGUAUGAAGUCAUACUGAAGGACGACAGAGGAAAGGACACCAGUGAGCUAACACUCAAGGACACAGCUUUUGCAGAUCUGAUGAAUGAAGUAUGCAGAAGGAUUGCUUUAUCUGCAACAGAUCUGAAAAUCCAGAGCACAGCUGAGGGUAUCAGACUGUACUCCUAUGUUACUUACUAUGUGGAAGAUCUGAGAGUAGGCUGGGUGCACAAUGAUACUCAGAUUAAGUUUACAGACCGAGUGAAGACUGGUGUCACCGGGGAGCAGAUCUGGUUACAGAUCAAUGAGCCGACUCAACAGGACAAAGGCAGAUACACAAUGGAGCUCUUUGAUGGUAAAACGACACACAAAAAGACAGUGGAUCUUUCUGGACAAGCAUUUGAUGAAGCCUUUGCUGAGUUCCAGAGAUUAAAGCAAGCUGCGAUUGCAGAGAAAAAUCGUGCACGGGUACUUGGAGGUUUGCCCGAUGUUGUCACCAUCCAGGAGGGCAAGGCGCUUAAUCUUUCUUGCACUGUCUGGGGAGAUCCUACUCCAGAGGUGUCAUGGCUGAAGAAUGAAAAACCAUUUGUAUCAGAUGCCAAUUGCAUCCUGAGAUUUGAACAUGGAAAAAAUGUCAGCUUUACCAUUUCUACCGUGUCCACACACGACUCUGGGAAAUACAGCAUUGUGGUGAAGAACAGUUACGGCACAGAGACCAGCGAUGUCACUGUAAGUGUGUACAUACCUGAGGAAGAGAGAGAGUCUGAGCAAGAGAAAACAAAAGAUAAGAAAACUAAAGCGUGAAUUUAAGACUAGGCAACAGAAGUACGGGGGAGAUUUUGGAUGAUAGGCUGACAUAAUCUGUGUGUGUAAAAGGCUUUCUGCUUUAGCAGGCAGCCUUGGGUUUUUCCAUUUGCUUCAGUUUUGCUUCUAAUAGACUUAAUUGUGCCAGAGAAAACAGGGCCUUUCAUAUUUUCUGACUGCUAACUUCACAGAACCUAGCGGUAGCAUCCUCAGCCAGGCCAAAUGCAUGCUGGCUGUAAACACAGGUCCACCAUUUGACCCUCUUCCUGGGCAGUUUGACCAUACAACACAAAUGGAAAGGGUGAAGAGUCAUUUCAGUGGAGGUAAUCUAUGAGGUAUAGUAGAUGGAAAGAUAAGAAAUGAUUGAGGCCUUUUUGAGUAGAAGUUUAGAUUGGUUCCAACUUUGUUAAAGUAGCAUAGAUGGAACGUGUUAGAGAAUUAAAUUGUAGAGAAACUAGUGCUGAUUUUGUCUACAUUAAGGCCGCCUUGUAUUGCUGUGUUAAUUUAGAGAGGCCUUAAUAUGGGUGUCAUUUACAUCCAUACAUGUUGUUUAAUCUGCCCAAUUGGGGUAAAAGUACUGUAACAUAAAUGAAAAUUAGGCUUAGGAGGCCUGAACACUAAUGUGUGUGUAUGCGUGUGCGUGUCUGCAAAUCUGUACGAACUCUCCUCUAUGUUCACAAAUAAACUGGAUUCACUUCUUUCCUUCCACCACAA
Messenger RNA from Columba livia (rock pigeon), 5705 nucleotides. It is a transcript of the gene MYOM1, whose product is annotated as myomesin 1. The transcript is spliced from 37 exons. Lineage: Eukaryota; Metazoa; Chordata; Aves; Columbiformes; Columbidae. The record is from RefSeq and is a predicted model, not a curated record. Gene Ontology annotation, molecular function: kinase binding. Bases 219 to 4991 code for a protein of 1590 amino acids.